AUGGCCGAGGCAAGCGACGCGCCCUCCUCCUCCGCCGCCGCGCUCGACGUUGUCUUCUACGUCGCCCGCUCCGUCUGGUCCGUCCGCUGGGGCCGGCACCUCUUCCGCGCCGCGCGCGUCGCCGCCCUACCACUAUCCCUCGUCACCGUGCCUUUGCGCCACCUCGCCUCCGCCGUGCUCGUCCUCUGCGCGCCGCUCCUCUACCUGGUCGGCUUCGCCGUCGCCGCCGCGCAAGGCACUCUGUCCCUGCUGGCCAGCCUCAAGCUCUCUGCAGCCGCUGGCAUCGGCAUCGUCGCGGGCGUCGUCCUCGGCGCCACCUCGUCCGUCGUUACCUCGUACCUCGGCAUGCAGGACUCCGACGAGGACCGCUACGAGCGCGAGCGCGACUCCAUCGACUACUACUACGACCGCGACGACGAGGAGGUGGAAUACGAAGGGCGCGACUAUCGAUACGACCCGGACACAUAUCCCGAUUACCGAAAACAACACCUGCGCGCCAGCGACCCCGACGUCCUUCUUAAGCGGCGCCUUGCCCGCGGCCUGCUGUCGCAAACGAUUCACGAAGAAGACGACUCGUCUGGCGAGUGA
Molecule: messenger RNA, 588 nt
Organism: Cordyceps fumosorosea ARSEF 2679
Lineage: Eukaryota; Fungi; Ascomycota; Sordariomycetes; Hypocreales; Cordycipitaceae
Exons: 2
Coding region: 1-588 (195 amino acids)
Source: RefSeq, a predicted model, not a curated record